Cladophialophora bantiana CBS 173.52 is the source of this 372-nucleotide messenger RNA. RefSeq lists its product as uncharacterized. The transcript has a single exon. The coding region runs from base 1 to 372 and encodes 123 amino acids. The record is from RefSeq and is a predicted model, not a curated record. Lineage: Eukaryota; Fungi; Ascomycota; Eurotiomycetes; Chaetothyriales; Herpotrichiellaceae.
AUGGCAAUGGAGACGGCUGGUCCUCGAAACCGUCGCGGCCUCGCACCUAGCCCUGAGCGAAUCGCUGUACCUGUGAUACCCAGAAGACGGCCGGUACAGACCGGUGAGAGACGAUUAGGGGACGAUUAUGGUGGAAAUGCUCGACGUGGUGAGCUACCAGCGAGCCGGACAGAAGAGGAAGGAAGUCUCAUUAUCGCAUGCUGUGAUCAAACGGUCAAGUUCUUUGAGAUCUGGGCGGGAAGAAGUAAAGGAAGGAAAGUGCGUGGGUUGGGCCGCCGGCAGGGUGUCCUGGGCGGGAGUCGAGUGCUGGAGGGAUGGUGUGAAAGCCUCGGUGUGGAUGAGAUUGGAUUUGGAGAGGAUGCUAUUCGGUAG